Pan troglodytes (chimpanzee) is the source of this 2705-nucleotide messenger RNA. The record is from RefSeq and is a predicted model, not a curated record. Lineage: Eukaryota; Metazoa; Chordata; Mammalia; Primates; Hominidae.
AAAAAAAAAAAAAAAAAAAAAAAAAAGAAAAAAGAAAAGAAAAGAAAAAAAAGAAAAAGAAAAGAAAAGAAAUCCAGGCCCCCCGGUGUCUCCCUCCUCUUGGAGCCCGGUGCCCUAGGCUCCUUCAGAGCAAAGAUCUGGACCCCAGCUCCCUCCUUCCCGGGGGGACUGAGUAUUCCGCCUCCCAAGUCCGCCGCGCCCAUUCAGGGACUGCGUUCGCCGGAGCGCGACCCGGGGACUCCCAGGCCUGUGGGCGGGCCCUGCCCAGGACUGGGCGGUGCCAUAACCCCUAGUUUAAAAACUCGCGGGUACCGGACCCAAGAUCGGGGACCCGGCGGCGGCUCCGCGGGGGAAACAGCGAGGCUGGCGCAGCGCCGAGGCCGCGGCCCUGGGGGCCCGCAAUCCACGCCACGGAAUCCCCGAGUGAGCAGGGGUGAGCGCAGCCACUGCCCAACGCAAACCGUGAAGAAGCUUCUGGAAGAGCAGAGGCGCCGCCAGCAGCAGCAGCCCGACGCUGGCGGGGUGCAGGGACAAUUUCUCCCUCCCCCAGAGCAGCCCCUGACCCCAUCUGUGAAUGAGGCUGUGACUGGCCACCCUCCCUUCCCAGCACACUCGGAGACUGUGGGUUCUGGACAUAGCAGCCUGGGCUUUCCAGACUGGGACCCCAACACGCAUGCUGCCUACACUGACAGCCCCUACUCUUGCCCUGCUUCUGCUGCCGAAAAUUUCCUGCCACCUGACUUCUACCCACCCUCGGACCCAGGGCAGCCGUGCCCAUUUCCCCAGGGCAUGGAGGACCCCCCAGACACCCAGUUCUAUGUAGGAUCUUCUCUGCCACAGGCUGGACCCUGGAGAGUUUCUGCACCCCCUUCGGGACCCCCACAGUUCCCCGCUGUGGUCCCUGGACCAUCGCUGGAGGCGGCCCGAGCUCACAUGCUGGCUUUGGGGCCACAGCAGCUGCUGGCCCAGGAUGAGGAGGGGGACACGCUCCUUCACCUGUUUGCGGCUCGGGGGCUGCGCUGGGCGGCAUAUGCUGCGGCUGAGGUGCUCCAGGUGUACCGGCGUCUUGACAUUCGUGAGCAUAAGGGCAAGACCCCUCUCCUGGUGGCGGCUGCUGCCAACCAGCCCCUGAUUGUGGAGGAUCUGUUGAACCUGGGAGCAGAGCCCAACGCCGCUGACCAUCAGGGACGUUCGGUCUUGCACGUGGCCGCUACUUACGGGCUCCCAGGAGUUCUCUUGGCUGUGCUUAACUCCGGGGUCCAGGUUGACCUGGAAGCCAGAGACUUCGAGGGCCUCACCCCGCUCCACACGGCCAUCCUGGCCCUUAACGUUGCUAUGCGCCCUUCCGACCUCUGUCCCCGGGUGCUGAGCACGCAGGCCCGAGACAGGCUGGAUUGUGUCCACAUGUUGCUGCAAAUGGGUGCUAAUCAUACCAGCCAGGAGAUCAAGAGCAACAAGACAGUUCUGCACUUGGCCGUGCAGGCUGCCAAUCCCACUCUGGUUCAGCUGCUGCUGGAGCUGCCCCGGGGAGACCUGCGGACCUUUGUCAACAUGAAGGCCCACGGGAACACAGCCCUCCACAUGGCGGCUGCCCUGCCCCCUGGGCCGGCCCAGGAGGCCAUCGUGCGGCACCUGUUGGCAGCUGGGGCGGACCCCACACUGCGCAACCUGGAGAAUGAGCAGCCCGUUCACCUGCUGCGGCCCGGGCCGGGCCCUGAGGGGCUCCGGCAGCUGUUGAAGAGGAGCCGUGUGGCGCCGCCAGGCCUGUCCUCUUAGGACUCAAACCCAGACCCUGGACUGAUUUUCCAGUCCCCACCGUCCUGCGGGACAGCCAGCGUAUGCUAAUGUUGCAAACCCAUGAUAAUGUAUGUGGAAUAUCCUGCCAUUGGGGUCUUACAUUAAAACCCCAGAAUGGCUGCAGAUGGGUGAACAGGCCCCAAUAUUUGGGGUGCUGUGAUACCCCUCUUCUACCCACAAGGAGCCCUUUUGAUGAUUUCUGUGAAAUCGAGGCCCCUUGAUUGUUUCUGUGAAACACCCUGCACCCCUAGUCCUUUCCCCACUGAGAUCUUUUGGGUUCUCUCCCCUAACUCAGCUCUUCAUUCCCAGAAACCCAGAUGUAAUCCCCCUACGUGGUGCUUGGGGCAUCCCAAUGCCAUCUCAGUAAAGCUCCUACAAUGGCCUCCUCACCCUCCCCGGGACCCACACCCUUCAGGUCCUCACCCUGAGACAGGAGGGACCCUCUGAGAUCAGGGACCCUUAGGUCCCACUGCUCUCUGAUUCAGAGCUCAGCUGGGCCUCCAGUUCCAGACCCCAGCAUUCCCGGUCACUCCCUCCCUAAUCUGAGCAUCACUCAAGCUCUUUAUUAAACUCAAUUUGGGCCAGAUUCGGUGGCUCAUGCCUGUAAUCCUAACACUCUGGGAGGCCGAGGCGGGCGGAUCACUUGAGGUGAGGAGUUUGAGACCAGCCUGGCCAACAUGGUGAAACCCUGUCUCCACUAAAAAUACAAAAACAAUUGGCUGGACAUGGUGGCGUGCGCCUGUAGUCCCAGCUACUUGGGAGGCUGAGGCAGAAGAAUUGAUUGAACCCAGGAGACGGAGGUUGCAGUGAGCCGAGAUUGCGCCACUGCACUCCAGCCUAGGUGACAAAGAGAGACUCUGUCUCAAAAAAAAAAAAAAAAAAAAAUUUAAACUCAAUUUGGACUAGAA